AUGCCAUGGCAGACUCAGGGAGAGCUGUUCCCAGCGCGAGAGCAGGAAGAGCAGCUCAGGCAGCAGGUGGAAGAGCCACAGGAGAAUGGCCAGAAGAUCCAGGCAGAGCCACAAGCAGAGCUGCCCGAAGCUCAGAGUGACAUCGUGGCAGUAAAGAGAAAGAACAAAGAAGACAUGAGAAGAAUUCAAGAGGAGAAUCUCCAUCAGCAGAGGGGCGAUCAACAAAAUCAGUGGAACGUGGUGACCCAGCUGGAGGAUUGGAACAAGCUGUCUGUAUCCCUUGUGGCCAUAAAGAUAAUCAAUCUUCAAGAACUGAGGAGGAAGGAACUAACCGUUAAUGAAAUCAUGAUCAUGAAGAAGUGUAGGAGUCCCAAUGUUGUGAAUUAUUUAGACAGCUACUUUCUGGGCGAGGAACUCUUGCUGGUUAUGGAGUACAUGGAUGGAGGCGCCCUGACCGAUGUCAUCAGUAAGACCUACCUGUCUGAAGAUGAGAUGGCAGCCAUCAGCCGGGAGUGCCUGCAAGGACUUUAUUUUCUUCACUCAAAGCACGUGAUCCAUCGAGAUGUGAAGAGCGAAAACAUCCUUCUCAGAACCGACGGCUCUGUCAAGCUGGCUGAUUUUGGCCUCUCUGCUCAGCUCACCCCUGAGCAGAGCAGACUGUGCUCAGUAGCUGGGACUCCUUGGUGGAUGGCGCCUGAAGUGGUGACAGGUCAACCAUAUGGCCCCAAAGUGGACAUCUGGUCUUUUGGAAUCGUGGGCAUUGAAAUGGUAGAACAAGAACCUCCUUACUGGAACCAAAGUCCUGACAUGGUUAAACACCUGAUAGCCGUAAUAGGGACCCCACGGCUGCAGCAGCCACACCGAAUCUCGCCUUGCCUGCGUCACUUCCUGGGCUGCUGCCUGCAGAGAGACGAGGAGCAGCGCUGGUCUGCCGGGGAGCUCCUGCAGGAACUAGAUGUAUCCUGA
Agelaius phoeniceus (red-winged blackbird) is the source of this 966-nucleotide messenger RNA. NCBI's taxonomy places the organism in Eukaryota, Metazoa, Chordata, Aves, Passeriformes, Icteridae. The record is from RefSeq and is a predicted model, not a curated record.